GCAGCUUCCCAGAGAGAGAGACAGAGAGAGACAGAGAGGGUACCGUUCUGCCGAGCAUAGAGAUAACGCGUGUUUUAUUUAUGCAUUCCUUCGCACCAUCGAAGAAGAGGAGAGGAUAAAUGAUCGUUUCUUUUGUAAUUUCAUACUCCUCAUACUCCACAGUCCCCCCCCUUUCCCCAUAUUUUACUAUAUAUUUGUUUUAGCAGCGGAACGACAGAGAGUUGUGGUCUAGAGCAGGUGUGAGAAAGAGAGAGAGACCUCAGCGGCCGCAUCUCCCGUCUCUAAAGGGGAAAUGUCGAGCGAGACGCCGGCUACUGCACCUCCACUAUCAGAGCCAGACCGAGCCGCUCAACCCCCGGUCCCCGGCCAGCCGCAGGUCGUCACGGGCGCUGGUUCGGCUCCCAUCGGGGACAGGAUGGUCUCUGGAACCGGUUCCAUGGUGCUCCAGACCGGGGUGAUCAACCCCGCCGUGCCAAUCAGGAAUAUUCAAAUGAAAUUCGCGGUGCUCGUGGGUCUUAUUCAGGUUGGAGAGGUUACCAAUCGGGACAUCGUCGAAACGGUUCUCAACCUGCUGGUGGGGGGUGAGUUUGACCUGGAGAUGAACUUCAUCAUUCAGGACAGUGAGAGUAUCGGCUGUAUGGUCGACCUACUGUCUCACUGCGAAGUCACCUGCCAGGCUGAGGUGUGGUCCAUGUUCACAGCCAUCCUGAGGAAGAGUGUGAGGAACCUUCAGACCAGCACAGAGGUGGGACUCAUACAACAGGUCCUGUCCAAGCUGAGCUCUGUGGACGACAUGAUCGCAGAUCUGUUGGUGGAUAUGCUGGGGGUGAUGGCCAGCUACAGUAUAACAGUGAAGGAGCUGAAACUACUCUUCAGUAUGCUGAGGGGAGACAACGGUAUCUGGCCUAGACAUUCUAUCAAGUUGUUGUCUGUGUUGAACCUGAUGCCUCAGAGAAACGGUCCAGACACCUUCUUCAACUUCCCUGGUCGCAGUGCAGCGGCCAUAGCGUUGCCGCCCAUCGCUAAGUGGCCUUACCAGAACGGCUUCACACUCAACACCUGGUUCAGACAAGAUCCCCUCAACAACAUCAACGUAGACAAGGACAAACCAUACCUCUACUGUUUCCGAACCAGUAAAGGUAUUGGUUACUCAGCUCACUUUGUGGGGAACUGUCUGAUCGUGACAUCACUCAAGUCCAAGGGGAAAGGCUUCCAACACUGUGUGAAGUACGACUUUCAACCCCGCAAGUGGUACAUGAUCAGCAUCGUCCACAUCUACAACCGCUGGAGGAACAGUGAGAUCCGUUGCUAUGUCAACGGUCAGCUGGUCUCCUACGGCGACAUGGCCUGGCACGUCAACACCAACGACAGUUAUGAUAAGUGUUUUCUAGGUUCGUCGGAGACGGCGGAUGCUAACAGGGUGUUCUGUGGUCAGCUGGGAGCCGUCUACGUGUUCAGUGAGGCUCUCAACCCUGCUCAGAUCUUCGCCAUACAUCAACUGGGUCCCGGCUACAAGAGCACCUUUAAGUUUAAGUCGGAGAGUGACAUCCACCUGGCAGAACACCAUAAGCAGGUCCUGUAUGAUGGGAAGCAGGCCAGCUCCAUCUCUUUCACCUACAACGCCAAGGCCACCGAUGCACAGCUCUGUCUGGAGUCAUCACCCAGGGAGAACGCGUCCAUCUUCGUUCACUCACCACACGCACUCAUGCUGCAGGAUGUGAAGGCCAUAGUGACCCACUCCAUCCACAGUGCCAUCCACUCUAUAGGAGGGAUUCAGGUCCUCUUCCCUCUCUUCUCACAACUGGACUACAGACAACUCAAUGACAGCUCUGUGGACACCACCGUGUGUGCCACCCUCCUGGCCUUCCUGGUGGAGCUGUUGAAGAGCUCUGUGGCCAUGCAGGAGCAGAUGCUGGGGGGGAAAGGAUUCCUGGUGAUCGGGUACCUGCUGGAGAAGUCGUCCAGGGUCCACAUCACCAGAGCUGUGUUGGAGCAGUUCCUGUCCUUUGCUAAGUACCUGGACGGGUUAACCCACGGAGCGCCACUACUCAAACAGCUGUGUGACCACGUCCUCUUCAACGCUGCUAUCUGGAUACACACACCCGCCAAGGUCCAGUUGUCCCUGUACACCUACCUGUCUGCGGAGUUCAUUGGGACGUCGACCAUCUACAGCACCAUCCGUCGUGUCGGUACCGUGCUGCAGCUGAUGCACACGCUGAAGUAUUACUACUGGGCCAUCAACCCACUGGAGAGUAGCGGCAUUACGCCGAAAGGACUGGAUGGACCGAGGCCGUCCCAGAAGGAGAUCAUCUCUUUCAGAGCCUUCAUGCUGCUGUUUCUCAAACAACUCAUACUCAAGGAUGAUAAUAUCCAUGAUGUUCUUCAGUUGUUGGUGGCUCUGAUGUCAGAACACCCAGCCUCCAUGAUCCCAGCCUUCGACCAGAGGAAUGGCAUACGGGUGAUCUGUAAACUCCUAGCCUCUAAGACAGAGAGCAUCAGAGUCCAGGCUCUCAAAGUCCUGGGAUACUUCCUCAAACACCUCGGACACAAGAGGAAGGUGGAGAUCAUGCACACACACAGCCUGUUCACCCUGCUGGGAGAGAGGCUGAUGAUCCACACCAACACCGUCAGCGUCACCACCUACAACACCCUCUACGAGAUUCUGACAGAACAGGUGUGUACCCAGGUAGUCCACAAGCCCCACCCAGAACCUGACUCCACCGUCAAGAUACAGAACCCCAUGAUACUGAAGGUGGUAUCAACCUUGUUGAAGAGCUGUAGUCCCAGUUCUGAACUGAUGGAGGUCAAGACACUGUUCCUGUCUGACAUGAUCACACUGUUCAGCAGCAACCGAGAGAACAGACGGUGUCUGUUACAGUGUUCAGUGUGGCAGGACUGGAUGUUCAGUCUGGGCUACAUCAACCCUAAGAGCCCAGAGGAGCAGAAGAUAGCAGAGAUGGUCUAUAACGUCUUCAGGAUCCUGCUCUACCACGCCAUCAAGUAUGAGUGGGGAGGAUGGAGGGUCUGGGUGGAUACGUUGUCCAUCGCUCACUCCAAGGUAACGUACGAGGCCCAUAAGGAGUACCUGGCUAAGAUGUACGAGGAGUACCAGCGACAGGAGGAGGAGAACAUCAAGAAGGGGAAGAAAGGUUCUGUCUCCACCAUCUCCGGUCUCUCGGCCACGCCCGCCCCCGUCGUCAACGGCAACCUGGAGAUUCGCGAGCUGGACGACCACUCACAGACGCAGACCCCAGAAAGCGAGGCCGAGUACGGAGAGGGAGGAGGAAUGGAUUCCAGAAACCUGCUCGCUGAGGGAGGGGUGGAGAUGAAAGGACAAAACGGGGAGGCGUUGACCCCUGGGGAGCAGGGGUCAGGGGAAAGGGUCGAAGUUCAUGACCUCCUGGUGGAUAUCAAGGCGGAGAAGGUAGAGGCUACGGAGGUCAAACUAGAUGACCUGGAUCUGUCCCCGGAAGGGACGGUGGGAAGAGGAGGGAUAGAGGGACUGGGUGGAGGAGGGAUUGGAGGGAUAGGAGGAGGGAGGAUGGAGGGACUGGGUGGAGGAGGGAUAGGAGGUAUUGGAGGAGGGAGGAUGGAGGGACUGGGUGGAGGAGGGAUAGGAGGUAUUGGAGGAGGGAGGAUGGAGGGACUGGGUGGAGGAGGGAUAGGAGGAGGGAGAAUGGAGGGACUGGGUGGAGGAGGGAUAGGAGGAGGGAGAAUGGAGGGACUGGGUGGAGGAGGGAUAGGAGGGAUUGGAGGAAUAGGAGGAGGAAGGAUGGAGGGACUGGAUGGAGGAGGGAUUGGAGGAAUAGGAGGAGGAAGGAUGGAGGGACUGGGUGGAGGAGGGAUAGGAGGAGUAAGGAUGGGGAACGGGCCCCUGGUGGAGGUAGAUUCCCUGCUGGACAGCGCCUACUGUGUUGUGGUGCGGAAGCUGAAUGGCAACCACAGUAACAUGGUGCCUAAAGAUGACACGGUGGUCACGGGGGCGGGGUCUGGCACCAUAGAGGAUGAUGGGAACAUGGGUCCGCUCAUCACCCUCGCUGACGAGAAGGACAGCGUACCGAACAACACAGGAUUCCUCUUCAGCAAGGUUGAUGAGAAGCUGCUUCCAGCGCUGGCUGCCACAGACCCUCUGGUCCUUCCCAGCCUGGACCAGCCCCUCUCCUCGGGCCCGGUCCACUCCUCCACCUGCCCCAGCGAUGACCUGAGUCUUCUGGCCCACAUGACCUCAUGCGGGGGCUCAGACCUGAGCCAAGCCCAUGGAGGACUCCCCGAAGACGGGCCCUUCAAUAUCCAGAGCCCCCUGGCUGACAUCAGCUCCAUCGCCCAGAGAGAGAGCCAGGCAGCUGAGAUCCAGGCCCAGGGCUAUCCAGAGGUAGAGGUCCCGUCUGGGGCAGAUGGAGAGGUGGCGGGGGGUAAGCCUGGAGGUGACACAGCUAGCACCACAUCUGAAACAGAAAGGUCUGAUGAUGGGAAGGACAAAGAGAUGGAGAAGAUACAGACCACGGCUACUACUCAGGCACUCUGUGGUCGUCCGGCAGCCCAGUCGGAGCGUGACCUGCGUGUGGACCUGGGCUUCAGAGGGAUGAUGACAGAACCCAUGACGGAGGAGCAGCGACGCCAGUUCAGCCCCGGGCCUCGCACCACCAUGUUCCGUAUCCCAGAGUUCAAGUGGUCGCCCAUGCAUCAGCGCCUCCUCACAGACCUGCUGGUCGCCCUGGAGACCGACGUGCACAUGUGGAGGAGCCAUUCGACCAAGUCAGUGAUGGACUUUGUGAACAGCAAUGAGAACAUCAUCUUUGUCCACAACACCAUUCAUCUCAUCUCUCAGAUGGUGGACAACAUCAUCAUCGCCUGUGGAGGAAUCCUUCCUCUACUCUCUGCUGCCACCUCCCCCUCUAGUUCUAAGGUCAGUGCGAACACUGUUGAGUUAGAGAACAUGGAGGUGACCCAGGGCAUGUCUUCAGAGACGGCUGUGUCCUUCCUGUCUCGGCUCAUGUCCAUGGUGGACGUUCUGGUGUUCGCCAGCUCUCUCAACUUCUCUGAGAUAGAGUCUGAGAAGAACAUGUCCUCUGGAGGUCUGAUGAGACAGUGUCUACGACUGGUAUGUUGUGUAGCAGUGAGGAACUGUCUAGAGUGUAGACAGAGGCAGAGAGAUAGAGGGUGUCUCUUCAAGUCCAACCUGCCCAGCACUAAGUCACAGGACAGUCUACAGAGUGCAGCCGCAGCCAGCAAGGAUCCAGACAGACUCCUACAGGAUGUUGACAUCAACCGCCUACGAGCCGUGGUCUUUAGAGACGUGGAUGACAGUAAGCAGGCUCAGUUUCUAGCCCUGGCAGUGGUCUACUUCAUAUCUGUCCUCAUGGUGUCAAAGUACCGGGACAUCCUGGAACCACAGAGAGAGAUUGGCAGGUCCAGCAGCCUAUCAGGGAGGAGCAUCCGCCACGAGAUCAACUCCCCCACCAGCACAGGUAAAGAACCCGGUGUCACGCUCUUCUCUUUCCCUCUGAAGCAGAUUCCCACCCCCAUGGAUGACUCUCCGCUGGCCUCUCUGCCCCACACCGACUCAGGAAUCGGGGAGGAGGGCCCCGGCCCUGGGGGUCUGAACGGAGCAGAGCUGGGGCUGGGCAUGGCAGGCAGGGAGACAGACAGAGACAGAGAGAGGGAUGGACGAGUAGGGGAUCUACUGUGUAGCCUGUCAUCAGAGGUUAGAAGGUCAAGGGAGAGCCUAUUGGAUUCGCCCCACAACCCUAACUCUGCCUCCAAUCCUGGUCAAGCCCCGCCCUCGUCGAUCUCCAGCAUCAGUCAGACUAACAAGGGCAUCAACGUCAAGGAGAUUCUGAAGAGCCUUGUGGCCGCGCCCCUGGACGGUGGGGAGGCGGGACAGGAAGUUGGCCCCACCCCCUACCACCCUGAUCCCGCCCUCAAGACACACCCCAUGCAGUUCCACUCCUUCGACAGGUCGGUAAUGGUGCCAGUCAAGAAGCCCCCUCCCGGCAGCCUGUCAGUCAACACUGUGGGCACGCCCACCACCAGCGGCGCGGCCACACCAGGAAGUACACCAAACAUCUUCGCUGCUGCCACGGCAACGCCCAAGAGCAUGAUCAACACUACAGGUGCCACAGAGACUGCCUCCUCUUCCUCCUCCUCUUCCUCAUCCUUUGUUAACGGAGCGACCAGUAAGAACCUACCAGCCGUACAGACAGUGACUCCCAUGCCCGAGGACACCGUGGAGAACAUGAGUGUCUAUUGUGAGGUGGAGCAGAGUGCCCUGUGUAGCGGUUUGACGCCCCCCGAGCUCAAGCCCUUUAGCUCUCUGGCAGGCUUCCAGACGGCCCCCCGUGAUGCAGGACAGUGUCUCAGUAUCACCACUAAGUUGGAGCGUGCCCUGGAGAAGGUGGCCCCCCUGCUGAGGGAGAUCUUUGUGGACUUUGCUCCGUUCCUCUCUAGGACCCUGCUGGGUAGCCACGGCCAGGAGCUGCUCAUUGAAGGUACAGGUUUGGUGUGUAUGAAGUCCAGUACUUCAGUAGUAGAGCUGGUGAUGCUGCUCUGUUCUCAGGAGUGGCAGAACUCAAUCCAGAAGAACGCCGGUCUGGCCUUCAUCGAGCUCAUUAACGAGGGAAGACUGCUGUGCCAUGCUAUGAAGGACCAUAUUGUGCGUGUGGCCAACGAGGCAGAGUUUAUCCUGAACAGGCAGAGAGCUGAAGACGUACACAAACAUGCUGAGUUUGAGUCUAACUGUGCCCAGUACGCUGCUGACAGGAGGGAGGAGGAGAGGAUGUGUGAUCACCUGAUCAGCGCUGCAAAGCACAGGGACCAUGUGACCGCCAACCAAUUGAAACAGAAGAUACUCAACAUCCUGACCAAUAAGCAUGGGGCUUGGGGCACGAUGUCACAGAGCCAAUUACAUGACUUCUGGCGUCUAGACUACUGGGAGGACGACCUGAGGAGGAGGCGGAGAUUCGUACGAAACCCCUUUGGCUCCACCCACCCUAAUGUGUCACUUAAAGCCCUGGAGGACUAUGGUACGGAGGAGGAGGAAGAGGAGGGGCUUAAGUCUAAGAAGACCUUGCGCAGCCAAUCAGUGGUCAGUCAGAACCUGGAGACGGAACUAAUGCUGGAGGGUGACGAGGACACUGUCAGUCUGCUGCAGGAGAAAGAGAUGGACAACCUUGCAGGCCCUGUGGUGCUCAGUACUCCAGCCCAGCUGGUAUCUCCAGUAGUGGUGGUCCAUGGGACUCUCUCCAUCACCACCACUGAGAUCUACUUUGAGGUGGACGAGGACGACCCUAGCUUCAAGAAGAUCCACACCAAGGUACUGGCCUACUCCGAGGGUCUACAUGGCAAGUGGAUGUUCAGUGAGAUCAGAGCUGUUUUCUCCAGACGAUACCUGCUCCAGAACACUGGUCUGGAGGUCUUCAUGGCCAACCGCACGUCUGUGAUGUUCAACUUCCCGGACCAGGCUACAGUGAAGAGGGUCGUCUACAGUCUCCCCAGAGUGGGAGUAGGAACCAGCUACGGAAUGCCUCAGGCCAGGCGUAUCUCCUUGGCGACCCCUCGUCAGCUGUUCAAGUCGUCCAACAUGACCCAGCGCUGGCAGAGGAGAGAGAUCUCAAACUUCGAGUACCUCAUGUUCCUCAACACCGUCGCAGGGAGGAGCUACAAUGAUCUGAACCAGUACCCAGUGUUCCCCUGGGUUCUCACUAACUUUGAGUCAGAGGAGCUGGACCUCACUCUGCCCGGCAACUUCCGAGACCUGUCCAAGCCAAUCGGUGCGUUGAACCCAAAGCGAGCGGUGUUCUAUGCAGAGCGCUAUGAAUCCUGGGAGGAGGACGGAACGCCACCGCAUCACUACGGCUCCCUCUACUCUACCGCUAACACCACACUGCUCUGGAUGCUGCGGAUAGAGCCCUUCACCACGUUCUUCCUGAACGCCAAUGAGAACCAGUUUGACCACCCUGACAGAGCCUUCUCUGGCAUCGCACGGGCAUGGAGGAACUGCCAACGAGACACUGCUGAUGUCAAGGAGUUGAUCCCAGAGUUCUACUACCUUCCAGAGAUGUUUGCUAACAGUAGUGGUUAUGAGCUGGGACAGAGAGAGGACGGGACUCCUGUGUCUGAUAUAGAACUGCCAGCCUGGGCCAAGAAACCUGAGGACUUUGUACGCAUCAACCGCAUGGCUUUGGAGAGUGAGUUUGUGUCGUGCCAGCUGCACCAGUGGAUAGAUCUGAUAUUUGGUUAUAAGCAGAGAGGGCCCGAGGCUGUACGAUCUCUUAACGUCUUCCACUUCCUGUCCUAUGAGGGUUCCGUCACCUUGGAUACCAUCAACGACUCCGCACAGCGGGAGUUGAUGGAGACCCAGAUCCAGACAUGUGGUCAGACUCCAUCCCAGCUGCUGAUCGAGCCCCACCCUCCUCGCUCCUCCGCCAUGCACCUGGUGAGACCCCCCCCCCCCCUCGCUCCCCUGCCAUGCACCUGGUGA
Molecule: messenger RNA, 8479 nt
Organism: Salvelinus fontinalis (brook trout)
Lineage: Eukaryota; Metazoa; Chordata; Actinopteri; Salmoniformes; Salmonidae
Product: neurobeachin-like
Exons: 53
Coding region: 293-8479 (2728 amino acids)
Biological process (GO): intracellular protein localization
Cellular component (GO): membrane; cytosol
Molecular function (GO): protein kinase binding
Source: RefSeq, a predicted model, not a curated record